This is a messenger RNA of Notothenia coriiceps (black rockcod), 1570 nucleotides long. Its product is annotated as zinc finger protein 276-like. Gene Ontology annotation, cellular component: nucleus. The record is from RefSeq and is a predicted model, not a curated record. Gene Ontology annotation, molecular function: zinc ion binding. The coding region runs from base 60 to 1547 and encodes 495 amino acids. NCBI's taxonomy places the organism in Eukaryota, Metazoa, Chordata, Actinopteri, Perciformes, Nototheniidae. The transcript is spliced from 9 exons.
UCAGGCUGCAGGGCUCCAUCAUCAGGAUCUGCUGCUGAGAUUCCAAGAAUCGAUAAACUAUGAAGAAAAGCAGACGUCCAAGGCCAUCGCAGAGCAGCGGGACGCAGACGAGCGUCACUGAGGAGAAGAAGCCGUCUGGAAACAGAGGCCGACCUAAGAAGACCGUCCCUGUUACCACUGACAACCUUUACCAUGACGACGCAGAAAAAGACAACAUGGCUGACUUAGACUGCAGUGUGAACGCAGCUGUCGACACACAGAAACCUCCAGAGGGCAAGAUCAGAGCCGCGGGUCGCCUGUCCACCGCCCUCUGCCGGCUCUGCCACGGGAAGUUCUCUCUGCGCAGCCUGCGUCACGCCUUCAACAGGAGGCCCCGGGGGGCCGCGGAUAUUACUGACGAUGAGCCGACGUCCCCCCUCUUAUUCCACACAGACUUCCAGCGACUGGUGGGGGUCCAGUUGGAUCGCGACCCCCGAUUAUCAGAGUUCAUUUGCAAGAAAUGCCACUCCAAGUUCUACAAGUGCCACAGCAUCCUGAUCCGGUUCCUGCAGAGAGUCAACCUCCCACCGGUCGGGAAAGAGAACCUGAAGAGCUGGAAGAAGUGUCCAGAAGCCUCAGUAAACCAUGUCCCGAUAACUCCUCACUCCUUCACCUCAGACCCUCAGUGCCUCCACAGCCUUGUGUCCUGGGCCCACCAUCACGGGGGGGCCUGCCGCUCCUGUCCCGACCUGAAGGAGGUGCUGGAGGGCCGGGGCUGGGGCUCUGUUCAGGCCGCCUGGGGGUGUGUUGAUGGUCACAGAUACAUCAUGGACACUCAGUGCACCCCAGCUGCACAACCAUUCUCUAUGAACUCAUGCAGUGGGAGGGACAAUGGAGAGGGAAGGGUGUCUUGGGAGGAGGAACAGGAGGAGGAAGAGGAGGGGUGCAGCGGGAAUGUGAGGACAGCAUCGGGGAGUGUGAGCACUUUAGCUCAGCACAGUCCGGCUGCAGUCCUCUCUCAGAGCCCCGCAGACUGGACCUGCAACCCUGAAGACUUCACAGGUCAUGACGAGGCGUUGUCCCCUGCUGUGGCCCCACUGGAGGACAGGGCCCCCGACAGUGAUCUGUCUGACAGGGUAAUCUCCGAGGAUGACUUUGAGGAGAGUAGGAGAGGGCGGUUAUCUGACGAUGAGUUUGAACCAGACAAAAGGGCGAGCGUCACCAACAAGAGAAGAAGGAGCCCGAAGGCCCAGGAGGAGCCCAAAAUUAGAAAAAAACCUGGACCCAAACCCGGCUGGAAGAACAAGUUGAAACCUAAAGCAGAGGAGCUGCCUAACAUCUACAAGUGUCCGUAUCAGGGCUGCACCGCCGUCUACAGAGCUCCUGAUGGUUUGAAGAAGCACAUCAAGGAGCAUCACGAGGAGAUGAAGGAGCGGCCCUGCCCUCACCCCGGCUGCAACAAGGUGUUCAUGAUCGACCGCUACCUGCAGCGCCACGUCAAGCUCAUCCACACCGGUGAGGGGAUCACUGGGGUCUGUUUUCAGCGGCUCCUUUGUUUACUUACAUAACAUGUAACACUGAUUCUAUUGGC